This is a messenger RNA of Lasiodiplodia theobromae, 231 nucleotides long. RefSeq names its product RNA polymerase subunit N/RPB10. NCBI's taxonomy places the organism in Eukaryota, Fungi, Ascomycota, Dothideomycetes, Botryosphaeriales, Botryosphaeriaceae. Gene Ontology annotation, molecular function: DNA binding; DNA-directed RNA polymerase activity; zinc ion binding. Gene Ontology annotation, biological process: transcription by RNA polymerase I; tRNA transcription by RNA polymerase III; transcription by RNA polymerase II. The transcript is spliced from 4 exons. The record is from RefSeq and is a predicted model, not a curated record. The coding region runs from base 1 to 231 and encodes 76 amino acids. Gene Ontology annotation, cellular component: RNA polymerase I complex; RNA polymerase III complex; RNA polymerase II, core complex.
AUGAUUAUCCCCGUCCGGUGCUUCUCGUGCGGCAAGGUCAUCGGUGACCUGUGGGAACGUUUUGUUGGCUUGAUUGAGGAGGGCGUUCACGAGGGUGACGCCAUGGACCAGCUUAGGCUUAACCGCUACUGCUGCCGCCGCAUGGUCAUGACCCACGUCGAUCUGAUCGAGAAGCUUCUCAAGUACAACAACGCCGAGCGCGAGCUCCAGCGCAUUCGCCAGGGCGCAUAG